Messenger RNA from Nilaparvata lugens (brown planthopper), 2715 nucleotides. RefSeq lists its product as uncharacterized. Lineage: Eukaryota; Metazoa; Arthropoda; Insecta; Hemiptera; Delphacidae. Gene Ontology annotation, biological process: sleep; positive regulation of voltage-gated potassium channel activity; regulation of synaptic transmission, cholinergic. The record is from RefSeq and is a predicted model, not a curated record. Bases 314 to 769 code for a protein of 151 amino acids. The transcript is spliced from 3 exons.
CACGCCUUUUAGGAGCGGUAAACUAGAAAAAAUCGUUUUCUUCCAAUGCUGAAUUUGAUAGUCUUUCAAAUUCUUAAAAAUGAAAUGUUAGGUUUAGAUUAAAUUAAUUUUUUGACAAAUAAAAUAUAUUUUUAUUGAAAAAGAAUGUUGAAAUUGUGGGUGUGUUUAUCUGAGUUUGAUUUCCAAUCCUACAGUAGCGCCACUUGUAGCGUAGCUUUUUGCUGGUCGUUUGAGGUUAUGUUAUGACUAAUAUUUACAAACAUUAUUAUUUUAAACUGUGAUUUGAAUUUUAUUCUUUUUUUAAUUUAAAAAAAUGUAUUUUGGUUUGAUCUGCAGUAUUUUUAUUGCUCUUUCAUAUGUUCAAGAAGGUUUGGCAGUGCAAUGCUAUCAGUGUUCGUCAGCCGAAGACGCUGAAGGCGAAGAUAACUGUGGCGCUUAUAAGAAAUUCAACAAAGACAGGCACAUCGCUGUAGAGUGCAGUAGUGAUGAAUCUGUAACACCUGGUACAUUUUGUAUGAAAAUAACACAGCAAGGACCUCGAGGUUUUAUAUGGGACGGAAGGUGGAGGCAGGUUAUCCGUCGCUGUGCGUCAGUGGCCGAAACCGGAGUGACAGGCGUUUGCAACUGGGGCGUCAUGGAGAACGGCGUCUAUUGGGAGGAGUGCUACUGCUCAGGAGAUGGCUGCAAUUCUGCAUCAUUCCUAUCCUUCUCACCUACACUUGCAACCCUAUGCAUUCUAGUAGCUAUAUCCAAGUUUCUACCACUAUGAGAUGAUACCUCUCAACAAGAAAAGCAUCUGACAUGGAUUGUCAAUCGUCUUUCAAAAGCUGCCUUAUAAAAUAUAAUUAGGAAAAACAAGGAAUUACGUCAAAUUGGUCAAGAUACUUGAAAAUACGGGCAUAUCAUUCCAAACAGUCGACUAGGUAAUCAAAAUAUCUAUCAUUUGUACAAUUAGGCCCGCUGCACAAAAGCUAAAUUUUAAUCUUGAUUAAAUGACACGAGAAACAACCAGAUAAGUUUUUUUCGAAAAGAAGGGUACUCUGAUUGGUUCUCAUGUCAUUUAAUCUUGAUUAAAGUUUCGCUUUUCUGCAACCUUACAUAGUUGUGUUUUCUAUUUCAAUUUAUUCUAGAUACUUUUAUACUAAUUCAUGAUGUACAUCUUUAAACUUGACCUCUAGCGAAGUUCUAGGUGAAACACAGUUCUUAUAAUUAAUGCCCUUUUUUUACUUAUACAAAAUUAUAAACACGAUGUACGUACAGUUUUAGCUUUGAUGUUUAGUAAACUAAUUAUUAAACUUUUAAUAUUGUGCACCAUUUGUAAAAUUUAGAAUGUAGAUUUAGGCUUACAUUAGGCGGGAUACACUGUAGAACAAGGGAUCUGUAUUCUUAUAGUACACACUUGUAUCUAUGGAAAAUGUUUUUAAUUCAAUAAGCAAAAUGACAUUGUAAGUACCGUAAGUUUGUUGAAGUGGGAUUUCAAUAAUGCCAUGGACUAUUUGACUACUUAAUCAAUUAUUCCUUGAUCAGAAGCAAUGAAACUUUUUAAUCAAACGAACUGAGAAAGUCAGUAAGAUUUUAGUAAAAAAUAUUCGUAAAUAUAUUUUUAGAUCUUAUAAUUAUUUUCAACUAUGAGCACGUGCUCACUAAUUUUGCUCUGAAUAGUUUUUAUCGCUCUCAUUUUUAUCGGUAUAGGCUCAGUGUAUUGAAUAGAUGUACAUAGUGCCUUAUGAAUUUCGUAUUUCGUAUUCUACUAUAGGCCUGUCACAAUAUUGUUAUCACACAAACAUGAAGGAAACACCUUUUUACUGAAUUUGAGAUUGACUACUCUACUUGUUAAUAUUGUUUUUGGAAUUUAUUAAAAGUAACCGUAUUGAUACAUCAUCACCAUAGAAUGAGUUGUUCACCAUAGAACGAGUUGUUCACCAUAGAACAAACACUAUGUUGAAAUUCUAGACUAGUAAUACACUAGCAUGGUGUAGUAGGCUACGGCUACACCAUAUUAUUCAUAGUAAAGUUAGUGCCUUCGAAUCUCAAUAUCUUAAUUGUUAUGUAGUUGAUCACAAAUCAUAUUAUCGUGAUUUGUGCUUAUGCUAUAAUAUAAGAAUCCAGACUCAUCUAGUUUUCAAUGUUACUCUUUCAAUAUAUUUUAAUUGGCCUUGUGGUUUUGAACAUAAUUUAUUCUUAACACAAAUUUACUAUUUGUGCCAAUGAACUCUUUUAUUGUUACACAGUCUUUUUAGCCUGAAUUUCAAUUUAUUUAUUAAUACAAUUUUUAAUGACAUUAUUUCUUAAAAACAAGUACGGUAAGUUGCAAUUCGCAAAUCAUUCUCAGUAACAGUAUUUGCAUAUCGCUCUAUUUUAGGUUAAGCCGUCCUUCUCAUUUUAAUUCAUAAUGUUGUUUCAGAUUAAUAUAAAUGUAGGCCUAUUAUUCAUCAUUGAUUGUUAAUUUUGUAUUAAUUUAUUAGAUAAAUGUGGUUUUAAUCCGUCCUACGAUGACUUACUCAUCUUUGUCUAUUUUCUCUGCUUUAUUACCGUGAUGAUAUUAAGAUUUUUAUUAUAGCUCAAGUUCUAUUAUUGCACAGAAAUGUUCUUAGCCGUCCAACUAGAAUGGUAUUAUAUUAGUUUUUAGGUUUAUUGGCAUGUUUCAUUCAAUUUCUUUUUAUGAAUAUUUUGUAAUUUUUUUAAUGGAUUAAAUUUAUAUUAUUUUGAGUAUUA